AUGGCCAACCGCACAAUAUUUAUAUAUAUAUAUUUUUUCGAUAAUGUGGACGACAUUGAUCCGGAAAAUAUGUGGUUCAAGCAGGAGGGUGCCACGUGCCAAACUGCCAAGGAAAUCAUUAAUCAUUGGUUAGAAUCGGAAAACCCAUUUAAUCCAGAAAAAGUCGAAAAAAUUUUGAAAGAAAUUCUCGAAGAGGCGAUGGAGAAUAUGACCUAUAAUUCUGAAAAAUGUGCAGCGCAGGCAAAAUGGGCUUCAGAUCAAAUUAAAAGCGAUGUGAAAAAACUUGAAUUUGAUAGAUAUAAAAUAAUAGUUUUGGUGACCUUUGGUGAGAAGAACCAACAGGAUGUUUUUGUUUCAAUGAAUUUUUUAUGGGAUGCUGAAAAAGAUAAAUAUGCAAAGUAUACUGCCGAAAACAAUACAGUUUAUGGAAUAGCUCUAUGUUUUGGACUAUAUUAUGAAUAA
Molecule: messenger RNA, 462 nt
Organism: Brassicogethes aeneus
Lineage: Eukaryota; Metazoa; Arthropoda; Insecta; Coleoptera; Nitidulidae
Source: the annotation of a GenBank genome assembly